UACCUCGCUCAGAUGGGUUGGUCUGGAGGUGGUCUUGGUAAACAAGGCGAAGGUAUCGUAAAACCGAUCGAAGUCAAACAAAGACCGGAACGUGCAGGUAUAGCGUUUGGCGAUGAGGAGCACAAAGAGAGAAGAAGUACAAGAGCCAAAAAGCUUUCAUCAAAAGCUGAAACUCACGCAUGGACAAAACCCGAACGUAAAUCGCGAAAGCCUGAAAUUGAACAUCGUACCUAUGAACAAAUCUUGGCAGAACAUGGCCAUAAUGUUGCUCCAAAGUAUUCAUCUUUAUCUGCUGCCCUUGCAAAACAUGCUGUCCCGACAAAUGACAGCACACAAUUAAUCGAGAUUCGACAUAAUCUUCGGCUCAUUUGUGAUGGAAAUUCGAAAGCGCUCGACAUGUUAGCAAAUGAAGGGUCAGCUAUUCAAGAUCGUCGUAAGUGGCUCGAGCGUGAAUUGCAUGAAGCCGUACGUCGCAAACAGAAUCUUGUUACCAAGCACGAUCGUGUAGAAACUAUUGCCAAAAUCGUUGGAGAGAUUGAGUUGCUUGGAAAACGUGCCGCGAUUGACCCAAAGAUCGGCCUCGACAGUUUCAUGCAACCAGUAUAG
This is a messenger RNA of Meira miltonrushii, 606 nucleotides long. RefSeq lists its product as uncharacterized. The record is from RefSeq and is a predicted model, not a curated record. Gene Ontology annotation, biological process: spliceosomal complex disassembly. Lineage: Eukaryota; Fungi; Basidiomycota; Exobasidiomycetes; Exobasidiales; Brachybasidiaceae. Gene Ontology annotation, molecular function: nucleic acid binding. The transcript has 3 exons. The annotation marks the transcript as partial. Gene Ontology annotation, cellular component: U2-type post-mRNA release spliceosomal complex.